Molecule: messenger RNA, 363 nt
Organism: Brassica napus (rape)
Lineage: Eukaryota; Viridiplantae; Streptophyta; Magnoliopsida; Brassicales; Brassicaceae
Exons: 1
Coding region: 1-363 (120 amino acids)
Source: RefSeq, a predicted model, not a curated record
AUGAGUCAAAACCACCAACAAGCGCAUACGUUUCAAACAACGGGCACGUCAAGGAAACGCAAGGGCACGACGGAGAGUGAUUUCAGUUUCGAUCCAAGAGCCACUUUGUCUACAUCGAACUGUCUUUUGGCCGGCUACAUGGCUCAGGAGUUGCUCACGUGCGGGACCAUGUUGGGCCGGAAGCUAUAUCCUGGAUGGGCUGAAGUUGGGCCGCUAGACUCGCCGUCGCAGAAACACAGGGAAGUGAAGAAGAAGGCUGCUCACCAUAGCUACUCUAAGGUGGCGAAUGUGUUCAAAACAGAUGGGACCCACGCUCCUGGUGUGGUUAACCCGACCCAGCUUGCUAAAUGGAUCCAGAUGUGA